CAUGACGUCACUUCAGUGUUGGCGCGAAAUCCUUUCGGCGUGUAAGGGUCUGCUGAACUCUCCAUUGUUUAUAGGACAUUUAACAACCGGACACUCGUCGUAGAAUCCAUAAAAUGAUUGGACAGAAAACCAUUAAUUCAUUCUUUUCACCGGUCUCCAAAAAGAAGGUUUGUGAAGAACACAAUGAAGAGGAGGACGCGAAACAUUCGAAGAAGAGGAAGUCCUCGGAGGUCGAGCCGGAGCCGGAGCCGGAGCCCUCCAGCCCGCCACCGGCGCCUCUAACUCAGGAGCAGCUGGACGCCAUCGCCCGUAACAAGAAGGCAGCGCUGCAGAAGCUUACUUCCGGCCACAUUCCUGCUGGGGUUGGAGAAAGUUGGCAAAAGGCACUCGCUGCUGAGUUUGCAAAACCUUAUUUCAAACAGUUGAUGCGGUUUGUUGAUGAUGAGAGAAAGCGUCACACAGUUUACCCUCCUCCUGAACAGGUUUUCACUUGGACUCAGAUGUGUGACGUUCGUGAUGUCAAAGUAGUGAUCCUUGGUCAGGACCCGUACCAUGGUCUAAACCAAGCCCAUGGGUUGUGUUUCAGUGUCAAAAGACCCGUGCCUCCCCCGCCCAGUUUGGAGAACAUGUACAAAGAGCUGGUGAGUGACAUUGAAGGUUUCCAGCGCCCUGGACAUGGAGAUCUGACCUGCUGGGCCAAACAAGGCGUGUUGUUGCUCAAUGCCGUGCUGACCGUACGAGCCCACCAGGCCAACUCUCACAAAGACCAAGGCUGGGAGACGUUCACUGACGCAGUGGUACAGUGGCUCAGCAACAACCAGGAGGGCCUGGUCUUCAUCCUGUGGGGGGCCUACGCUCAGAAAAAGGGAGCUACCAUUAACAGAAAACGUCACCACAUCCUGCAGACGGUGCAUCCUUCUCCUCUGUCGGCCCAUCGAGGAUUCUUUGGCUGCAAACAUUUCUCAAAGGCCAACAAUCUGCUGGAGAAAUCUGGAAAGUCACCAGUCGACUGGAAGGCACUUUGAACACAUCGUCUUGGUUUAACUACACGUCAAACACUCGUAAAAAUCCUCUAUAAGCUUUUUCUCCUUUCCAAGUUACACUAUAACACUUUUAAGCUAUGUGGCAAAGUUAUUUUGUUGCAUGCUGCUAUGGUGCGUUUAGUUUUUAUUUCCUGUUCUUUGUAGUGUCAGUGUUGUAAAUAUUUUUGUAUACAUUAAACCUUUCACUGAUU
This is a messenger RNA of Nerophis ophidion (straightnose pipefish), 1234 nucleotides long. It is a transcript of the gene unga, whose product is annotated as uracil DNA glycosylase a. Gene Ontology annotation, biological process: base-excision repair; base-excision repair, AP site formation via deaminated base removal. Gene Ontology annotation, cellular component: nucleus; mitochondrion. The coding region runs from base 114 to 1025 and encodes 303 amino acids. Gene Ontology annotation, molecular function: uracil DNA N-glycosylase activity. The transcript has 7 exons. Lineage: Eukaryota; Metazoa; Chordata; Actinopteri; Syngnathiformes; Syngnathidae. The record is from RefSeq and is a predicted model, not a curated record.